Ogataea haglerorum is the source of this 552-nucleotide messenger RNA. RefSeq lists its product as uncharacterized. NCBI's taxonomy places the organism in Eukaryota, Fungi, Ascomycota, Pichiomycetes, Pichiales, Pichiaceae. The transcript has a single exon. The record is from RefSeq and is a predicted model, not a curated record. The coding region runs from base 1 to 552 and encodes 183 amino acids.
AUGUCGUUACCGCCUUGUCACAUCUUGUGCCAAUCAGAUCUUAAAACACAGCGAAAUGUUUUGGACACGCUGUUUGAGCCGUGUGACACGCUGGCAGAUAUUCUGAUUCCAACAGUGUUUGGACGUUCCUUCUCCACAUACAGCCAUUUGAUUGAGGCGUGCAGAGAUCAACUGAAUAGACUAUAUCUCGAGUACAUUAAUGACCGAAGUCUAGAGCCAACAAUCGACGACAUAGUCGCUUCACAUCCAAGAUUGGGCCCGCCUAAGGACGCGAAGGCAAAACUGUCCUCGCACUCAUCCUCAGAACAGGCUCAACUAAAUGCAGACCCUGAACUUGCACAGAAACUGGUGGAGCUUAAUGACCGCUACGAAGCUACCUUCCCAGGACUCCGAUUUGUUGUGUUUGUGAACGGAAGGUCAAGAGACGAGAUAAUGAAAAUCAUGAACGAGCGCAUUGCCAGAAACGAUAUGGACGCCGAAAUCAAAGAGGCCUUCGACGCCAUGUGCGACAUAGCUCUCGACAGGGCGACGAAAAACCAAUCUAAAUUGUAA